AUGAAGUUCAGCACUGUCAACAUCGCCAGUGCGGCUCUGCUGGCUACCCAGGCCCAGGGUGCCAUCGUCUGGGACGGCCGUUUCAACGACAUGACGACCUCCAGCGACCUCGACAAGUGGUCCUGGAGCAACCAGGUCGGCGCCUACCAGUACUACAUCCACGGCUCCGGCGCCACCACCGACUACGUCAACCUCUCCGAGGACUUCAAGAACCCCGCCGACACCGGCUCCAAGCAGGGCGCCAAGAUCUCCCUGACCAGCACCUCCUUCUGGAACGGCCAGACCAUGCGCCGCACCGAGCUCAUCCCCCAGACCAAGGAGGCCAUCGGCUCCGGCAAGAAGUACUACCACUUCAGCCUCAAGCGCAGCGACACCAACGCCCCUUCCCUGAGCAAGGAGCACCAGAUCGCCUUCUUCGAGAGCCACUUCGUCGAGCUCAAGUCCGGCUGGCAGAGCGGCGCCUCCGGCACCGAGGACCCCCUCCUCCGCUGGGUCGUCGGCGGCACCACCCAGUGGAACGUCACCUGGGAGGCUGACGUCUGGCACAACGUCGCCUACGAGAUCGACUUUGACGGCGGCUCCGUCGGCUUCUGGCACUCCACCGGCUCCGACGCCCUGAAGCAGAUCGUCGCCCCCGUCAAGGCCUCCGCCUCCAGCAACGGCGCCGACUGGCACGUCGGUGUCCUCGAGCUCCCCCGCGACGGCUACCCCGAUGAGACCGAGGACUUCUACUUCUCCGGCGUCUACAUCGAGGACGGCGACAUCACCACCGCCGUCGGCUCCGGAUCUUCAGACUCCGGCUCCGCUGCCCCUGCCUCCUCCGCCGCUCCCGCUGCCACCUCUGCCCCUGCUGCCACCUCUGCUCCCGCCGCCGCUGCCCCCACCUCCAGCGCUGCUGCCACCUCCUCUGCCGCCCCCGCCGCCUCUGAGCCCGCCAGCUCUGCCCCGGCCGCCACCCCCGUCUCUUCCGCUGCCCCCGUUGUCUCCGAGGAGCCCUCUGCUCCCGCUGCCACCACCCCGGCUGCCGCGACAACCAGCUCUGCCCCCGCCGCCUCGGCCUCUGCUAAGCCCGCUUGCCGUCGCCGCCGCCGCCGCAGCACCAAGCAGCAGCGCCAGUAA
Molecule: messenger RNA, 1119 nt
Organism: Colletotrichum aenigma
Lineage: Eukaryota; Fungi; Ascomycota; Sordariomycetes; Glomerellales; Glomerellaceae
Exons: 1
Coding region: 1-1119 (372 amino acids)
Source: RefSeq, a predicted model, not a curated record